Messenger RNA from Adineta ricciae, 1368 nucleotides. The record is from the annotation of a GenBank genome assembly. Lineage: Eukaryota; Metazoa; Rotifera; Eurotatoria; Adinetida; Adinetidae.
AUGCCAGUAUGGUAUUAUGAAAAAAAAGAUCUUAAGUCAACACCAUCUAUUCGCGAUGGAGUCGAUCUCGACACUGAACAACGAUAUCGACGCGAAGGUUGUCGUUUUAUAUACGAUCUCGGACUUCGACUUGGCUUACAACCGGAAACAAUGGGUACAGGAGCUGUUUUUUUUCAUCGUUUUUAUAUGUCUCAUUCAUUUCGACAAUAUCCGAGAUAUGCAACGGCAACGUGCUGUUUGUUUCUAGCUGGCAAAGUCGAAGAAACACCCAAGAAGAUUCGUGAUAUAAUGAAAACAGCACGGCAAAUUCUCGAAGGUGCUCGUGAGCGUUAUAUCCCAACGUUGGGUGAUGAACGAGGAGAUUUGAUCUUACAAUACGAACGCAUCUUAUUGCCGACAGUUAAAUUUGAUUUUUAUAUUGUCAGUCCGUAUUCGUUUUUGAAACAAUACGUGAAGACAAUCAUCGGUGAUAAAGAACAAAUACGACAGAUGUAUCAAAUGGCGUGGACAUUUGUCAACGAUAGUUAUUGCACGACAUUAUGUUUGCAAUGGGAACCAGAAAUCAUUGCAAUAGCGAUGUUAUAUCUUGCUUGUAAAUUAUCCAAAUAUGAGAUUACAGAUUGGACGAAUAAGAAAGAAAAUACUAAACAAAAAUGGUGGGAACAAUUCGUCGACGGUUUGACAAAGGAUAUUAUUGAAGAUAUUUGCCAUCAACAUCUUGAUCUUUAUUCAAAAGAUAAUCUCUCAUCAUCAGGAAACGGAACAGUCACUAAUUCAUCGGUGAUGUUGACACCAACACAAACGAAUUCUGCAGUAACAUCGCCGAUUGAAUCGCCGUCAACGAUGCGAUCAAUGUCGUCGAAACGACCAAGAAAUGAGGAUGAUUCGAACUAUCGCUCGUCACGUAAUAAUCAUCAUCAUUCUGCAAAUUUGAAUUCAAGUAACACUGGUAUUCCAAUCAACCCUCCUAUUCCACCAAUGCCUUCGACAAUGUCCUAUCAUCAUGCAUCGUCACACGAUGAAUUGUCUCGGCGAUCAUUAACAGCACCACCUCCGCCUUUGCCUCCCCCGCCUUUACCGCCUCUACCGCCUCUUCCCCCGCCUCAAUCAAACGUCGUGCAACCGUCACAUCAAAACUUCUACAUGAGGCCGCCAAUGGCACCACCAAAUAUGCCUCCAAUGCCCCCAUCCAUGUUUGCACCAUCUCUUCGCGGCCCAAUGCCUUCUAAUUUGUAUGAAAUAUGUCCUACUAUUCAUUUAACAAGUUAUUCUAUUUGGAAUCGUCAUCAUGUUGUUCAAAUGGAAAAAUGCCACCUGAUCGCCGUGGUUGAGAAACCCAACAUUUCGAUAUUGAUGGUAUUGAUUUAA